Messenger RNA from Drosophila elegans, 5431 nucleotides. RefSeq lists its product as uncharacterized. Lineage: Eukaryota; Metazoa; Arthropoda; Insecta; Diptera; Drosophilidae. Gene Ontology annotation, cellular component: plasma membrane. Gene Ontology annotation, molecular function: protein binding. The record is from RefSeq and is a predicted model, not a curated record. The coding region runs from base 395 to 4282 and encodes 1295 amino acids. The transcript is spliced from 19 exons.
CGCAGUACGACGUUGACAAUUGCGGGCUGCCUUUUCAGCGGACCAUGAUGCCACGCAACGAAGCCACGCGACCGAGCAAAACCAGAGAAAGUGUUCAGUAAAAGUUAAUAAAAAAAAAAAUCGGAAAAAUAUUUCCCGCGAAAAGUUAGCCAAUAAAUCGCACGGUGAAAAAAAGGUGAUAAAUUUGCCAGUAAUCAGUGGAAAAUCCACAUUCGAAACGCGAAACGAAACGCAAACUUCAAAUUAAACUGUGAAUUAUAUUAGUAUUAAGUUCAUCCAUUCCAUUUUGGUGCUAGCCAACAAUGCGCAACUAGGCGUAUACGUGAUAAAAUUCAACCAAAGCUAAUACAUUAAGGCAACCAAUUCAACAGCCAGCAUUGUUGCGUCUGAUAGAAUGAACACAACAGUAAUGACAUUGAAAUGGCGCCAGAAAUACAAAAGCAGAAAAAGGCCAAAGAAACUGAAACAACGAAUAAUUGCAACAGACACUGCCCCAGCAAUACACAAAAAAACAACAAAUGGAACCAGCAGACUGAGAGAAACGAGGUGCAAACUGAGGCAGAACAGCAAAUGGCUGCCAAAUGAACGACACAGAAAUGUGGCUAAAAUGCUAAAAGUGCUGCAAACGACGACAAAUCCAACACAAUGUUGUGCAAUUAAAGCAACAGGAACACCAGCAACAUCCACAAUGACUUCCAGCUGCAGCGACCAUUGUCAGUCGCAAUCGCAGCAGCAACAGCCGCAGCAGCAGCAUCAGCAGCAACAGCAGUUGCAGCAGCCGAAACAGCAGCAACAUCAGCAACGGCGACAUCCACUUCCGGCGACUCUGACGCUGCUCCUUUGCCUGGGCAUCAGUUUGGGCAUGGCUGCCACAGCAGCUGCUGCCGCUGGAGGAGGAGCUGCUCCCGGUUCCGCAUCCGGAACAGCUGGCUCCCCAUCCAGCUCCAGCUCCAGCUCCGUCUCCAGCUCCUUGGGACCCGGCAAACCUGCCAAUUUGCAACUGGCAGCCGGCUCCUCCGCGACGGGCUGCUCCCUGGCUGAGUUCAGCUGCUCCAAUGGAAGAUGCGUGCCGCUGAGCAAGUACUGCAACAAUCUAAACGAUUGCGGUGACGGCAGCGAUGAGCCGCGAUUUUGCACACGCUGUAAUCGCACCUACUACGGGGACAUCGGCCAGACGUACUCCUUGGAGUUGCACCGCCCCAAACAGGAUCGCGUGCCCUUUGUGUGUGUGCUCACCUUCACGGCGGCAGGUGGCCAACAUGGUGAUGUGGUGCAGGUCACCCUGGACAGCUUCACGAUUGGGAGGUUCACCUCGUACGUUCAUGAGGGUUGUCCGGACGGCUAUAUGCAGAUAGCGGAAUCGGCGCGGACGCCCAUCGGCGGAAUGUGGUGCGGCAGCUCCUGGGGACCAGUGCUCUUCUACAGCGAAACGCGCUCCCUGAUAUUCACCAUCCGGCUGAACAGACUGGCGAGGGAUCAGAGUGGCUACAACUUCGACUUCCGCAUCAGAUACAAGGUUCUGUCCAGGGACAGUUCGGUGACCCGCUACGGGGGCAUUAAGCUGGCAGAGUUGGCCCAGUGGCACAACCGCAGCAGCUUCCUCAAUCAGCAACAGCAACAACAGCAGCAGCAGCAGCAGCAGCAGCAAGGUGGCGGUGUCCUGGAGGAUUUCACCAACUCCAGUGGAGCCCGCUCGGACCGUUAUGGCCAGGACUUCAGUCUGUUCAGCGCUUAUGCCAACAAUAAGACCUUCAUGGCCUCGCUGGAAAAGUCACUGGCCAAGGACGAGCAAAACUACACGGAGCCCAAAUACUAUUUGGGUGACCUUAUACCCGGAACGUAUUGCUCCAGGAUCUUCAGCGACUGCGACAAGAAGCCCUGCCGGCUGCAGUCGCCCAACUUUCCCGGCAUCUAUCCCCGCAACCUCACCUGCUACUACGCAGUGCGACAGCACGACGUGCCCCAUGGCAAACACGCCCUGAUUCUAGUCAAACAGCCCAAGGGCAAUCUGGUCUGGAUUUCCACCCAGGAAACGGCCACGGCGAACAAAAUGGCACCGCCACCGAGUGCCAGCGACAAGGAUAAGAAAUUCGAGCCGAGGCUGAAAACAUGGAAUGACUGCGAUUACAUUCAGGAAAAUGUAAAGCCCAAAUGGAAAUCCACGGACUACGUGACCGUGUACGAUGGAUACACCACACGUGACCCCAUCAUAUUGAAGUUCUGUGGCGGCGGUCAGGCGGUGCCGGCGGCCGUUUCCAGCGGCCCGGAGCUUUUGGUCGAGUUCAGCACGUCGCCGUUUGGCACCUUCACCGGCACCUCGUCGCAGGUCCUGCCGCUCUACGGAUUCCAGCUGGAGGUUGAAGUUCAAUUCGUGGACAUCCAGAGUCCCACGUACUCGAAGAACAAGAAGCCCUGCGAGUUUUGGAUUCGCGGAGCAGGCCGUGGCAUCCUGGAGAGUCCCAAGCACUCGCUGGCCCCGAACUCCACGUGCCUGUACCAUCUGCAGGGUCUGGGCGUCUUCAAGACCUUCGACCACCUCAGUUUGUCGCGCCGAACGAGCAGUCAAUCGGGCAUGCACCAGCCACUUUCCCGCUUUAAGGUGUGGAUUUCCAUCCUGAAGUUCAACCUGGAUCCGGAAUUUGGCCAGAUGGACGAGACAUCUGUGGGGGCCAUUGGAGUGCUGCAAACGCAGGAGGAUUGCAGCGGCAUGCUGCGCAUCUGGGAUGGAACUCUUAGGGAUGCACCCGUUUGCAAGGACUUGAACUGUGCCAGCGAGACGAGUAGCUAUAACACCCUGGGACACUAUGCCCACAACUCCACCAAUGUGAUUGCCAGAUUCUGCCGGGGCACUAUUCCACGCACCUGCGAUCGCUCCAAUAUCAAUGAGACCUACGCCAGACCCUGCACAAUAUCCGAGAGUUAUGUGUCCAGCAGCGAUGCCAUCACUUUGGAGCUGCGUAACACGGAAUCCACAGUGCUGAGACCGCUGGACUUUAAGCUGAAGUACGAGUUCAUAGAUCUGCAUCAGGAUGGUUUACCCUAUGGUGGCGGCGAACACGAUUGCAACCGGAAGUUCCUCAGCAGCAUGAUGGAUCGCAAGGAUCCGGCCAUCUUUCGUAGUGUGCGCAAUAUCUUUCUGUUCGGAAGAGGAGGCACUAGGAACCUGAAAUGCAUUUACAAAUUCGAGGCACAACGCGGCGAGAGGGUCCGAAUCAAGAUGAGAAAGGUGACAACCACCAAUAGAGCCUGCUAUUCCCGAGUGGAUGAGGAUAUCAAUCGUUCCUUUUGCUAUGGCGAUACAAAUGUCAGAAUCGAGAUCUUUGAACGCCCCUAUCACGAUUCAAUACUGCUGCAUCGCGGCUGCAUGUGCAACUCCUCCAACCAAUCCCACCUGCCGGUGGAGUACACUUCCACAAGUCGCGAUGUGGAGGUGCACUUCAUUGCCCAAAACAUGACCACCUUGGACGAUCCGGAUACGGUUAAUUUCGAGGGCAUGUUCGAGUUUGUCAAGGCGCCGACAAGUUGCAAGGAUGGUCGCCGAAAGUUCGGACCCAGUGGCACCAUAGACAUGACCUUUGGAGAUGUGGAGUGCCGCUCAAGACCAUGGUUGAUUGAGCCAUCAAAUGGCAAUAAGUUCUUAUAUGUGCGACUGAAGGCCAUAUUCUUGAGCAAACACAAUCCCAUGAAGACUCUAAACACGACCUAUGUUCAAACAGACACCUGGCGAUGUGAGACCAAGUCAAGGGCCGUGCUGACCACUUCGGAGGGUCUAACCAUUGUGGCCUGCCCACUGAGUCCCGACUCGAGUGCCUAUGAGUUUGUGGAGAUUUUCAGCUCCGGUUGGAAUGAGAGACCCAACUUUGCGCUCAUCAAUCGAUCCAGGGCCAUCAGCGUGGAGUUUCUGCGUCCUGGCAAUGGCGAGUACUUCUUUAAUUGGAUGGAAUUGAUUCCCAGGCCCACGCUCAGUAUUGCAGAGGACUGCCAAUUUAAGUGCGCAGAACUGGCUGCCUGUGUGAAUGCAAGUGUUUGGUGCGAUGGUGUUGUUCAUUGUCCUUCCGGAGAUGAUGAGACCUUCCUCCAGUGCUCGGCCUUGAUGAAACUGCCCGCCGAGAUCCUGGCCACCCUAUGCCUGAUCUUUGUGCUCUCGUGUUGUGCUUUCGCUGCCUUUGCCUACAAGAAAAUCAAACGCAAGCUGCGCGGCUCGUCGGUGCUGCAGACGCGCCUUAAAUCGCUCAGCUCGAUGGACACGGCCGUUUUGGAUGAAAAGGAGGUGAUUUGCUGACAAAGCGACAAUUCUGUGCGUUACGUGGAGAUCGACCGUGUGACCACGGUCUGAUGCUCGACGGCCACUAACGUGCAGAAUUGUGCCCCGGAACAGACACCAGAAUCGCCACCACAAGCCAACCAAAUGAUACAGAAACAGAAACCACAAUUACAACUGACGCGAAUGCGAAACGCAACAAUGAAAAGAUCAAAUGAAAAGGCAACUCUUUUUCGAAAUCAAAACCAAAAGCAAAACCAAACCAGAAUCAAAAUCAAAAUCGUUCACCUGUUUUUUAAAAUGCAUUUAUAUGAGAGCGAAUCCGUUACAGAUCGUAGGAUUUCGUUGGUUCUAUUUGUAUUAACCUCUAUUUUAUAGAUCGCAAGACUCGGAUGACUCGUGUCCUUUUCCAUUUUUUUUUUAGUGUCGCGCAAUUUUAUAAGCAAUUUUCUAGGCCUAGGAUUUUUCGUAUGUAUUUUCGAUAUGAUUUCCCAACUCGACCCACACAAAUACACACACACACUGUACAUACUAACGAUUGCGUAACACGAAAGGACAAUGACAAGAACGAGGACGAGGACCAGAAAUCGGACAGAUCUGACCAGUUAAUACUUCCACUAGGUUCGUGUGUUUGGUUCCAACAGAGUACUCAUAGACCUAUGUAGAUACAACUGUUUCCUAAUAGCCUUUAAGUGUAUCGUACUAUGCUAAUCAAACCGACUAAGCGAGUUCAGAUGGGUGGGGUUAGUUUUUUUGGGUAAUGUUUCAGAAACUCCCACAGCAUUUAUUAUGCGGCGCACAAAACCAAAAAAAAAAAAAGAUUAAUGAAACAAAAUAAAACAAAUGGUAAAAAUCCAAAGGAGUAAGCGGAUGGAAGUGAGAUUAAUCGACAAUUCCAAGUGUAGAUCGUAAGUGGAACAUGUUUUACAUUUUAAGAUUGAUGGAUGGCAUCGUAAACGUAAUUUAGUCGCCAGGGGGACGCAGCAGUGGUUAGUCGAAUAUGUCAAUAUAUAUAUAGAAGCUAGAUGAAUUCGUUAGUUGUUUAAUAGACGUUGUAGUGAUCAUGGAUAAUAUCAGCAUAAUCAAAGCUAAAUCAAGCCAACAACUUAGUGGUAUCUCGUCGUAUUCAAAGUACUCAAAACCCCAAUCGAAUCGCAGUCAUUCAGUCAG